Neurospora hispaniola is the source of this 1474-nucleotide messenger RNA. RefSeq names its product ribosomal protein S5 domain 2-type protein. Gene Ontology annotation, cellular component: cytoplasm. The transcript has 2 exons. The record is from RefSeq and is a predicted model, not a curated record. Gene Ontology annotation, biological process: regulation of translational initiation; GCN2-mediated signaling. NCBI's taxonomy places the organism in Eukaryota, Fungi, Ascomycota, Sordariomycetes, Sordariales, Sordariaceae. Bases 396 to 1298 code for a protein of 300 amino acids. Gene Ontology annotation, molecular function: protein binding.
GUGUGAGACGGUAAGGUUGAAAGGUGCAUCCUCGGCCGUACAGGUAAUCUUGACAACGAAAAUUCAACAGUUCACAUCGCACUCCCGCGGCACACCUACAGAUCGGAUGUACUAUCUAUCCAGUUCUUGGUCACAAGUCGAGGUACAAGGUACAUGAGGAGCCGGAUACAUAAGGAAGGAAGUGGAUCCGCACUUUAACGGGCCUCUGACAUGAUGGCGUUUACAUCACGUCCUCAACAACUUUUUGCAAUACGGCGAUAUUGGGUCACUUGAUACGAGUAGCGAGACAAAGUAACCUCAAUGACAACCGACUCACAUAAAGUGAAAGCAAUUUACAGCCCAGGCAGCAAACAAAACGGACGGUGUGAAGCUUGGCGCUCACACAAGAGAUCACAAUGUCCGAACAACUAGCCGACGAGCUCGAGGCCAUCAACUCCAUCUACGGCGACGGCACCCUCUCCCCAUCCGACGACUCACCCUCCACUUACAUCCUGACUCUCCCCGGCGAAAUCACCUCAUCCACCCUGCGUCUUCAGUUCCCCCCAGCCUACCCCGAUGAACCACCCGUCGUUCUCGGUACCCACUCCUCCGGCGAGCACGCUAAGCGCGGCGCCGCCGCUCGAGACCUGGCUCUGUUCCGCGACGCAGUCGGCGAGGUGUACGAGCCGGGCCAAGUCUGUCUGUUUGAUGCCAUUGAGCAAGUGAAGGAACUCAUAGCCGCAGUCACCACGGCGGAGAAGGAGGAUGAGGAGGAGGAGGAGGACGUGGAGGAAGGAAACGGAAAGAGGGUAUCCUCAUAUGACGCAACAGCAGCAACUCAUGAUACACAGACAGGAGGCGGAGGAGGAGGAGGAGGAGAUCUCCUUGGCCCCGAACCUCCCUGGACGCUCUCCCUCCCCAUGAUCGAACUCAAAUCGACCUUCAUCGCCCGCUGCGCGCCAGUCGCCUCUCCGCAACAGGCGGCGCAGUACCUGCAACACCUGCUGGCGUCGGACAAGCGUGUGCGGGCGGCUACGCACAACAUCACGGCGUGGCGGAUCCGCGGGCCGAACGGCACUUCGUUCCAGGAUUGCGACGACGACGGGGAGACGGCGGCGGGCGGCAGGCUGCUACAUUUGAUGCAGCUGAUGGACCUGUGGGACACCAUGGUCGUGGUGACGCGGUGGUAUGGAGGCCAAAAGCUGGGGCCGAGGAGGUUCGCGCUGAUUAACGGCGCGGCGAGGGAUGCGUUUGUUAGGGCGGGGUUGGUGGACGAGGAGAACAAGCAGGAAGGGAAGAAGAAGAAGGGUGGGAAAUGAGUGGGCUGGUGAUAGUCUCAAGAUUGCCCAGCUUUGAUUGCUGACAGUAACUACACAGCAAGAAUAUUGAGAAAAAGACUUCUCGAAGGCCUAUUCUGCAGAUACCAAGAUGAAUUCAUUCGCUACAUCGCAGCCAAAACACCACGCAGCUCCGUCCAACCAUGCAACUUUCUCCA